Messenger RNA from Peromyscus maniculatus bairdii (prairie deer mouse), 1231 nucleotides. RefSeq names its product dual specificity phosphatase 15 (gene Dusp15). The record is from RefSeq and is a predicted model, not a curated record. Lineage: Eukaryota; Metazoa; Chordata; Mammalia; Rodentia; Cricetidae. Gene Ontology annotation, cellular component: plasma membrane; cytosol. Gene Ontology annotation, biological process: protein dephosphorylation; signal transduction. Gene Ontology annotation, molecular function: protein tyrosine phosphatase activity.
GCGGCGGCUCCAUCACUUUCCUCCGGGGCCGGGGGUCGGCGGGCGGUGGCAGCGGCAGCUGGGCAGGGCUGGGCAGGGCCGCGAACGCAGGGCCCCUAGUUCCCCAUCAGGCUGCAGGCUCUGGGCCUGGGCCAGCCGGGCAGCUGUAAACCCAGCGCUCUCCAGGCGCCGAGCUGGGGGUGCGCCCGGCCACCCGGCCUCUGGAUCAUGGGGAAUGGCAUGACCAAGGUACUUCCUGGACUCUACCUUGGAAACUUCAUUGAUGCCAAAGACCCGGAUCAGUUGGGCCGGAAUAAGAUUACACAUAUCAUCUCUAUCCAUGAAUCACCCCAACCUCUACUGCAGGGUAUUGCGUACCUUCGAAUCUCAGUGGCUGAUACUCCUGAGGUACACAUCAAAAAGCACUUCAAAGAGUGUGUCAACUUUAUCCACGGUUGCCGCCUCAACGGGGGUAACUGCCUUGUACACUGCUUUGCAGGUAUAUCUCGAAGUACCACCAUUGUGAUUGCCUAUGUGAUGACGGUGACUGGACUAGGCUGGCGGGAAGUACUCGAAGCCAUCAAGGCCACCAGGCCCAUCGCCAACCCAAACCCGGGCUUUAGGCAGCAGCUGGAAGAGUUUGGCUGGGGAAACUCCCAGAAGCUUCGCCGGCAGCUGGAGGAGCGCUUCGGGGAGAGCCCGUUCCACGACGAGGAGGAAUUGCGCACGCUGCUGCCUCUCUGCAGGCGCUGUCGCCAGGGUUCGGCGACCUCCGGCGCGUCGUCCACAGCGUCCUCGGCGGCUUCCGAGGGGCCCCUGCAGCGCCUGGUACCGCGAUCGCCGCGGGACGCCCACCGGCCGCUGCCGCUGCUGGCGCGGGUCAAGCAGACUUUCUCCUGCCUCCCGCGGUGCCUGUCGCGCAAGGGCGGCAAGUGAGCGCCGUGUGCCCGCCGCUCCGCCCGUCCUCACGCCACAGCCCUUCGCGGGCGGCCGGGGCUUCCCGCGCCCGCGAUGCACCCAGAGCCCGUGGGAGCCUCGCCCAUGCCCAGUACCCACCACGCUUGUCUGAGUCCGUCCUCAGCGACCCCUCUGAGGCUCCGGUCCGCCGGCCUGCUUCAAGCCACCUGGUGCCUUAGUCCUUGGACCCGGGGAAGGGGUCCUGGGCCUCCACCCCGACAGUGCGGGAGAAGGAGGGAGGGUCGGGUGGGGCGGACCUGCCUGGAGGAGAUUAAAGAGACACAGAUGCUGCCUG